Messenger RNA from Rhizophagus irregularis DAOM 181602=DAOM 197198, 1296 nucleotides. NCBI's taxonomy places the organism in Eukaryota, Fungi, Glomeromycota, Glomeromycetes, Glomerales, Glomeraceae. The record is from RefSeq and is a predicted model, not a curated record.
AUGUCAUCUGAGCUUGAAUUAUCGAAACAGCGUAUCACUGAACUUGAGGCUGAGAAUUCCGGUCUUAGAAUCAAGCUCUCAGUGUCUGAUGCUGAAAUAGCUGAACUUAAGCACAGUAAUAUCGAGUUUCUAAGAGCGAAUAAGGAAUAUAACGAGAGGCGUGAUGCUGAGAAUGCCAAACUCAAGGCCAGAAUCGAGGAGAUGGAAUCUGAGUUUGAAGAUAGAAUCACGAAAGUGGAACAGAAGCAGACUCUGCAAAGCGCCUUAACGGCAAAUUAUAAUUCUUCUAACAACAGUUCAUCUAAUUUCAAUUUGGUUGUAGAUCAGGUGCUAAUGGUAACGCAUCACAAGAAACCAUUGGUGGAUACUUCAUUACCUGAAGACAAGGAAACAGAUGCUUUCUUGGGUGAGGUGCAUAAGAAAAAGGUUAGUAAUGAGAUUAGGCAGAGAAAUCAGGAAAAAAAACUUUACUUUAGCGCCUCCGGCCAAACCCAAAAGUCUCUUCCAAUAGGGUCCCAAAGGGAUCAGAGGCCUCAAGUUCUUGACUCGAUUACUCAGCCAUGCAAUAGCGCAUCAUCAGAAGUAUCAGCUAAUUCAGAUGGCGGGGAAUUGUAUUCACAAGAGCCAUUAAUAGAACAAAAUCAUGUGACCGAAAUUUCUGAGACAUUAUGUCCCAGAAAAAUUACCUCUGAUAAAUCCAGCAUUGAUGAGGCCUCACAAUAUCUAGCUCAGUUAUGCGAUAAAGCUUUUGAUGCUGAAGAUAAAACCAAUCGAGCUAAUCAGGAAGAAAUUUUAUGCUGGUGCCUCUAUGCGAAAGAUUUCAUAAUUCAGCUCAAUGAAAUUAUAGAAAGUAGGGGAGUGGGGCUAGAUAAAAUCAAGUAUAUUAAAUCUUAUAGUGCGACUUCUAUUUCAGAGCUUACUAAUGAGCAAAUUCAAAAGGUUAUAGAUUAUGGAGUAUCUUCAGAAAAAAUAUCUCUAGUAACUGAUCAUGUAACUAAAAUUUCUGAGACAUUAUGUCCCAGAAAAAAUUUGUCUGAAAAUACUCCCGAUCAGAAUAAUGUAUUGGAAGUCUUGUCUUCAAAGGAAUCAACUGCACUUAUUUCAUUAGCCCAUCCCUCUAAUUCAUCUGAUAAUUCCAAGGAAAAGGAGGACGAUGAUGACUCUGAUCCCAAUGAUUCUGAAAAAGAGAUGCCAGACGAUUCAAAUGAUGAUGGAUAUAAUGAUUACGGUGGAUAUAAUGAAUAUAGUGAACGUGAUAGAGAAUUAUUGGAUGAAUUGCAUAUUCGUAUAGGCUAG